Schistocerca cancellata (South American locust) is the source of this 6134-nucleotide messenger RNA. Its product is annotated as synergin gamma-like. The record is from RefSeq and is a predicted model, not a curated record. Gene Ontology annotation, molecular function: protein binding. Bases 276 to 3398 code for a protein of 1040 amino acids. NCBI's taxonomy places the organism in Eukaryota, Metazoa, Arthropoda, Insecta, Orthoptera, Acrididae. Gene Ontology annotation, cellular component: clathrin coat of trans-Golgi network vesicle. The transcript is spliced from 8 exons.
GAAAGCAAUGGGCAGAAAGAAACUGCAAUGCAAAUGUAUGACGUGUUUGGUUAGUACAUGAGACUGAAACAUAAACAAAAACACUUUCGAAGCGUUGUUAAGUGUCAGGUGUAAAUUGAUUUCAUUUCGUAAUGACCAGCAGAUGAUAGAUCAACAUGUCUGUCAGCAGGUGACGACUUUGGUGGAAGAAAGAAUAUUUGAGUGUUUUUAUUAAGAAACAAGAAAUGUCACCGUAUUGAGCUAAUUGUACAUGAGAAAUCUGUAAUCUGGACGCUAUGGCAGAGAGAUUUCCAUUUCCACAACAGAAUUUCCAGCAACAUAUGCCAAUGCCCGUUCAUAAUCCAGGAGGCAAUAUUUUACACUACCCGACAGCACCACUGUGGCAGCAGCAGCAGCAUCAUCAACAACAACAACAACAACAUCAUCAACAACAACAACAACAGCAACUUUUGGAAGACCAAAAGCAUAGGGAAUACCUUAAACAACAGCAGAAACUGAGGCUUAUUAGUUCUUCAGCCAACAAGGCUGUAAGUGCUGACAAACUCAUCGAAAAUCUGUUGGAAAAGAAAGAAACAUUCCAGCUGAAGUCAAAUACAAGUGCCAAUGCUUCUCAUGUUCAGUGUAAUUUUCUUCAGGUGCCAGUACUUCCAGCUGGUGUUGCUGGUACAUCAUCUCUGCCAGCAAAUUAUGUAGCCGGAGCAUCAACAACACACAAUGUGUCCGUGGUAUCACAGCCAGUCCAUGACAGACAGAAGCUUCCCACUUGGUUGACAGCAUGUUCAAACAGCCUGCCUCCUAUCUACAGCCAUGUGUGGUCACUUGUUUUGGGACCAAAUGGCCUGGCAGAUACUGGUAGACUGUUCCCAGUUCUUAUAACCAGUGGUUUAACUGCUGAUGUUUUGGGCCAUAUCUGGAGUUUAGCUAAUAAAGAGGUACCUGGACAACUCACAGAACUUGAGCUGUACACUGUACUUGCUCUGAUUGCUCUUGCACAGAAUGGGUGCCCGUUCAGCAGUCUUGGUGUAUUGAAUCUCAUACCUCAGGCACCUGUUCCUAACCUGAAUGUUGGUGUUGUGCGCCAAUCAACGGUUGCAGUGGAUUUGCAGUUACCUGGUUCCCAUAGCAAAAUGAAAAGAGAAGAACUGAAUUUGAAAUUAAAUUCUGAGCAUGAUAAUUCAUCGCCAGGCUGUAUUGCAAAGGAGACAAAAACUGGAAUUGAAGACUCUGUUGAUGACUUCACUGAUUUCCAGAGUUUUACUGUGGGAACAUCUGUAACUGAAAGAGUUGUUAAUCCUGAUGCAAACAACUCAGAUAAGUUGAGAUAUAAUUCACCUCCCAGUGACAGUUCAGUCCAGAAGAACCAUAGCCUUAAUACAGAAAGCAUAACUCACAAAUGUCCAAAUGUGAUCAUAGUUGGAAAUACAAGUCAUUCACGAGGUAUUGGUAGCAGACUUGCCAAUCAUUCUCUUGGCGCUCCAAAACAAAGCAAAAUGCGACAUAAACAUCACCAUCACCACCACCAUCAUAGUCACAAAAACAACCAGCUUCCCAUAAAUUCUGUGUCUCCAGCAGCAGAAGAUGAAUUUACUGAUUUCCAACAGGCUGAAACUUCUCUGGCAGAAAAUAAUGUGGAGGAUAUGUCUUCAGGCACUACUUCAGCCACUUCUCCAAGUGGUACAUAUGUGCUGAAAGAAAGUGCUAUAAGAGCAGGCAAAAAAUUAACUUCUGUGAUUAGCAGACUGGAAAGUUCAAAUGAAGUAUUAAAAGACAGAUCAAACGAGCUUGUUACCUCUGCUUCAGGUACUAAUACUACAUCACCAAAUUACAGUGUUGUUAACACCCACCAUACAAAACAAGAUUUGGAGAAGCCAGUAGUUCAUCAAAAUAUGCAACAUGAGGAACAUUCUGUUAAGGAUAUAGCUAAAAGAGUUAAUAAUGUGAGUGAACUGAUGGCAGUUGAAGAAGAUAAAUACAGUGCACUCCGAGAACUAUCAACAGUAGAAAGAGAGUCACCACUUUUAAAUAACACUGGCAGCCUGGACUUGGCUGAUGAUUUUGGAGACUUUGUUACAGCAGAAGUGUCAAGUGAUGACCCUUUUGCUGCCAUUUCUUCAAGAGAUAGUAGUGGAGUAAACAAAGUACCACUUACUCCUCCAUCUGUAUUUAAUGCUUCUCAGACUGCAGAGUUUCCAGUGGAUUGGACAGCUUUUCACAGUUCAGAUCACACAGUUCCUAAAGCUGCUUCUGCUGUUCAAACUAAAUCUGCUAGUGGUGCUAUGGAUAACAUUUUUAAUUCUCUGCAUACUGCACCAUGCAGUACAGAGGAAUUGCACCUUGUGGAUACUCCAGUUUCAGUGAAGUGUUCAAGCUCUGGCCUCAGUGAAAUAGAUAUUUUUUCACCACUUAAAAACUUAAGUUUAAAUACCAAUUGCAGUACUGCAGAAGAGAAAGUGUUAAGUGUGAGCAGUGAUCUCAAGAUCGAUGGAAAACAGUGCGAUACUAAUGACAAAUCAUUUCCUGAUUGCUUCCAGCUGGGCAAUAACUUCAACAUUAUCAAUAGCAAAGACAGUCCAUCAAAGGGAGCAUCGCUAUCUGUGUUUGAUGAACCUACCAGAACAGAUAUUUUGUGCAGUGAAGCAGUAGAAGAUGAAUUUGGUGACUUUGUUGGUACUGAUGUUCGUUCUGGAGAGACAAGCAGUUGUGUGAGCAAAGAAUUCCCUUCUGACAAUCAGCCAUCUGCAGUAACCAAGGAUAUUUUAUAUGACACACAUUCUGUAAGCAGCUUGGAAUUUCCUACUUUCUCUCUUAGUAGACAUGGAUCACUACCAAGCUUGGACCUUAAAGUAUAUCCCUCAGGAUCUGAGCAACCUGGUGCUUCUCAUUCACAAAAUGUGUCACCACAGGCAGUGGAACACCAAGUCACUGAAUGGUGUCGAUGUGUACAGAGCUGUCUGAGUCUUCUCCAGGCAGCCCUAAAUUUAUUUUCUUCAGUCACAUCUGAAGAAGUGUUAGAAGAAGUGCUACACAUUGGUGAAGGGAAAGAUUAUCUAAACAAUCUGUUGGAGGUAUAUGGUGUCUGUCAGAGGGUGAAGCAUGCCUUUAAACUUACAUCUGCUGAAUCAAAGAAGCUGGAAUCUCUGUUUUGUGAAGUUGACCAAGUUUGGGAUGGUCUUCGUGUAUAUUAUUACAAGGCUGAUAUCUCGGUCCAUCGGGAACUGCCAUCUUUAGAUUUCGCUGAUAAUCCUGUUUGUGGUAUAUGUCUCACAGCCAUGGAGGGAGGGAGUGGCAAUACAAGUGCUCUCGAAUAUGGAGGUCAGCUCUACCAUGCAGCAUGUGCCAAUCUAUGGGUCAAUUGUGUGGAGUGUAGUUUGCCCUGCUUGGCAAACUCAUUGCUGUGAACACACAAUUCCCUGAGAUGUUUAAAGGCAUCAGUAUUAUUUAUGUUUAAUGAAAAUAGUUUCUGUUUUGUUAAAAGCUGUACUUAACCUAUUGUGAUUGUUUACUUUAUUCUGUGAAAUGUGUAGCCAUGUAUAAUUUCACAUAAAUUUGUGAGUUGACGCCACAUAUCUGCAAAGACUUUUUCACCUAGUCAUGUAGACAAUAUACUGUGAUGAGUUAUAAUAAUCAGGUUCUGGAGACAAUAUAUUAUCAUAGUAAUUCCUCCUAUAAGGGAGUGCAGCAUAUGAAUGAAGUUAGUACUCAGUGCUGUUUUUGUAUUCUGGAGGAAUGUGGCACAUGGUACUAUUAUGCCAAAAAUGAGUAAUCUUCACUGUAGAUAGGUGAUUUAAUUUCUGACUAGAAGAAGGUGAAAGGUCAGUUUGAGAUUCAGUGAAAUUGUUGAUAGUUUCUGAAAUAUUUAUUUUUGUAGUGUUAGUGCUAAUUAUUGGCUCUAAAAAUUCUUCAGCUGUUAUCACUUUUAGGUGUGACUAUUCAUGAAAGGAGAAUGAACCUUCCAUAAUUUUGCUCUGUUCAUCUGCUAUUCUUAGGAGUCAUCACAAAUUAACUGUCCUCAGAAACUGAUGGUGCAGUGAUGAAAACUUUACUUUUCACAUCAACAAACAGUAAAAUCAUGUGAUCAAUUUCUUACCUCUCAAAGUUGUAUCUGCAUUUUUUCCCUUCUCAAUUAAAUCAUUGUAUCUAUUUAUUUUAUGAAUGAUGGUAACAUUUGCAAGUUGUGGAGAUGUCUAGUGCAACAUAAAUUGAUUUCGUUAAAGAUAUGUUGUCGGUAAGGAAAAUAUGAGUACAAAGAACAUGAUUUUUCGUGUUCAUUAUACUAAAGAAAGCUUAUCAGAAAGACUUAUUAGUUUUUGAAAGUCAGCUACACAGAGUUACUCAAAAGUACCUCCAGGGUUUCAGUAGCUGGCGUUGUGGAAACUACAAAACAUACAGAUAAUAGAUACACAUCAGUGGAUAGAGCAUCUCUCCAAGUUCUUAACUCACAUUACAGGUGCUCAAUAUAGGCAUCAUUUUUGGUACAACAAAUAGCAAUGUAAGUGAAAGGGCACAUGCAAGCAAUUAAUUGAAGUUGCUACUGCCCAGGAAGGCAUGACGACAGCAGCCCACUUCAGAAAUCCGUUCGUGGUGUUGCCUCCCUACAGGUGCAGACUAAUUCAGUGUGACAAUACGGAGACCAUGAUUUGUAUUCAUGUUCUGACAAAGUUACCGUUAGUGGCUCUGCAAUCACAUCUCAGCACAUAUUAUGAAUUUAAAUUUGCAGAGAGGCUCUAUCCACUGGUAUGUGUUUAUUUCAGUAUGUCUUGUACUUUCCCACACAGCCAUUUUCUGUAGCCCUGGAGGUGCUUACGAAUAACCCUGUAUCAUAAAGAUCAUUUAUGAAUUUUGUAACAUUCAAAUUCGAAUAAAAAAUUUUGAACUACGAUGCUCAGAUUAAAGUUUUGAAUCUUUGAUGCUCAGAUUAAUCAUAUGAAUUUGUGUUGCAUUUGGAACAUGUAGGAUUCGAUUGCAGUGUUGUUGAAAUUUACUUCAGUUUUGUUGUUGUUUACAUUAGUGAUAAAUUUCAUCACCCAAUUAUUCACAGUAAGAGGUUUAUGGAUUUGAGUUCAUGUUGUAAGUGUCAUGUAGAAUACAACACAACCACUGUCAGAUCAUAUAACCGUGUUUCUUGGGUCUCACUUUUUUGCAACAAGUUCUGCUUUUACUGUGUACAGAGAUGCAAACUGUCUCUAUGGGAAUUGUGAAUUUCUUUUACAGCAAAUUGUGUAUACAAAUUUAUUCAUACAUAUGCAUGAAGUAAUAAGUCACACAUUUUACAACACUAUAAAAAAGCAACACAUUCAACAGUAGACUCACCAAAUGAAGCUAAAGUAAAUGGAAGUGGUAAACAGAAGAGGCCAGUAUAAAUAAUAAAAUUAUGGACACUGAACAAAUGAAAGAAUAUAUUUUUUCAUCUCUUUGAUGAGAUUUGUGUAUUUAAUGCAAAUGAUCGAAUCUCAUUUUAUAGUUUUGCAGUUUGUAUCAAGAGAAGCCCAAGGCUGAAGUGGAAAGAGCUCAGUCAGGUUACUUGAAGAAACACUGCAGUCAUUUUCCCAAUUACAUAACUACUUUUGCUUUCCCCAAAUACAGAAUUACUUUUGUAGCAUUUCGCUCCAGUUUCAUGAGUGCCCUGGCUACUGUAUUCAGUUAUAUCUGAAGAGGACAUAUUUAACUUUCAAAGAGUUUCAUUUUAGUGAAUAACUGACUCAGUUUUGGAAAUUUUUGAUGCAAUUUUUUUCCCCAGUUUAAAUUAGUAGUUUAAUUCAUUGAAGCCAUUUUUUUGACUCUGACAUGACAAUACUAGGUACAUUGCUUAUGGUUUUUUUGAUGUUUUCUGUACUACCAUUGCAAAUUGUUGCUUCACUUAAACUGUCUUGACUGAAAAUGUGGCAUAACUGCUGGUUCAUGGGUCUGAAAAAAAUCCUCAGGUGGAAUGAAAUGCACCACCAGUAUUCGAACUUUUUGCUUUGAAAUGUGAACCAUUAUAUUAAAUGUUACUCCAUUUAGACAGAAUUGUUGUGUGCCCAAAAUACAUCAGUUCUUACAAUUAAUUUGUAAUUGUUUCUUCUGUCUCUUUAAUGUUAGCUAUGAGAUUUACUUAGUACUUCCCAGAACAGACUUUGUAUUUGCUGUAAUAUUAA